This is a messenger RNA of Moneuplotes crassus, 1327 nucleotides long. The record is from the annotation of a GenBank genome assembly. Lineage: Eukaryota; Ciliophora; Spirotrichea; Euplotida; Euplotidae.
UAUAAAUAUUGAUAAAUAUUAGAAACUCCGAAACUAAUAAAUGAAAGAUAGUGAAGAGAGAGAAGAAGACCAAGACCCAUUCCCAAAGGUUCCUCCGCAAGCAAGAAUUGUUGAUGUUUGGGAAGACAACUUUUAUGAGGAGCUUGAAAAAAUUAUAGAAUUAUUGUCGAUUUACAACAAUGUAGCCAUGGACACUGAAUUUCCAGGAUGCCCUGAAGUCCCUCCUUCAGUAACAGAGGAUUUCGGAUAUCAGUUAGUAAAAGUCAAUGUGGAUAGAUGCAAGCUAAUUCAGCUGGGGAUAACGCUGUUUGAUGAUAAAGGACAAACUCCACCAGGUCAAUGCUGCUGGCAGUUCAAUUUUAAAUUUGACAAGAAUACUGAAAUAUCAGCAGAGGCAUCAAUUAGAGUUCUUAUAGAUGCAGGAAUCGACUUUGAAAAGCACCGGACAAGUGGAAUUGAUCACCUAAAUUUUGCAUAUUAUUUCAUGACAUCUGGGCUCGUACUAAACAAUGAUGUGAAGUGGAUUUGCUUUCAUGGGAGUCAAGAUUUUGGUUACAUGUAUAGAGUUCUUGCAAAUUGUCCAUUACCAGAGUCAGAGGACUCUUUCUCUCAUGAAUUGAAGAAGUAUUUCCCUGUUUUAUAUGACACAAAAUUCAUGAAACAUGAAAUUGAAGAAUUAAGAGGAGGCUUGCAGAAAACUGGUGAAGUAAUGAACCUUGACAGAAUUGGAAUUCAGCAUCAAGCAGGUAGUGAUAGCUGGCUGACUGGACUUGUCUUCUUUGAUCUCUGAAACACUUAUCUCAAUGGACAGGAUAUAGAAAAAGAAUACAAUAAUGUCAUCUUUGGAUUAGGAGUCAGUGAAAAUGAUGAUGGAUAUCUGGAACAUUACACAAGCAAAUCAGAGGCGUUAGAAAGACAGCAAAGAGAAAGAGAAGAGCAAGCCGAGUAUAAUCAAUUUGAUCAUUCCUCUUAUUAUGACAUGGGGCACCACCAGCCUGAUGGCUACCCAAUGUACAUGCAAGAUUCUUAUCAAGGAAAUCAUUAUCAUCCUCAGCCAAUGAUGUCUCAGAACCCGCCAAUGAAUUCAGGGAAUUUCCACCCUUCAAUGUCUCCGAACAUUCCUCAGCAUCCUUAUGGAAUCCCACAAAGCCCAGUUGAUUACCAAGAAGAUGAUGGGAACAUGCAAUAUAUGGGACAAUAUCAGAUGACGAGACAUCAAUCAAUUCCAGGGCAACCUGAAGAGUACCCUGCUUAUGGAAAUGGCUACUAAUUGGAUUAACAUCCAAUAUAUUUCUAUUACUCCAAAACUUAAAUCAAUUUAUAUUCC